Spea bombifrons (plains spadefoot toad) is the source of this 2553-nucleotide messenger RNA. Its product is annotated as probable carboxypeptidase X1. NCBI's taxonomy places the organism in Eukaryota, Metazoa, Chordata, Amphibia, Anura, Pelobatidae. Bases 97 to 2343 code for a protein of 748 amino acids. The record is from RefSeq and is a predicted model, not a curated record. Gene Ontology annotation, biological process: proteolysis. The transcript has 14 exons. Gene Ontology annotation, molecular function: metallocarboxypeptidase activity; zinc ion binding.
GAGGAGAGGAGGAGAGGCAGACUGUGCCGCCGGAUCUCACUCCACGAAUACACCGCGCAGGGUAGUCCAGGGCAGUAGUCCGCCUCCACAGGUACAAUGCAUCGGAUACCACCUCUGCUGGUCCUGCUGGCCACCGCCUCCUGGCUCAGUAACACCAGCGCUGCACCUCACGCCGGCACCGUCAGGACGGCGCCCACACAGAAGAUCCAAACCAAGGUAAACAGCACCACGGCGACUCCAGGAGCCAACGGGACCACGAAACCUGCGGGCUACGCGGCCGAGGACCUGGAGGAACCUCUACCCCGAGACCGGAGGCUGCGGCUGUCAGACGAGAAGACACCCGACAAGAAAGCCAAGGAGGUGGCCAAAAAAAAAGUUAAGAUAGUAAAGAAGGUGAAAGUGUUGAAGAAGCCGAAAAAGGACAGUCCCACGCCACAGGCUGGAGGAGAUCCGGUGGAACAAUGUCCGCCUCUGGGGUUGGAGUCACUGAGGGUGUCUGACUAUCAGCUGAGGGCAUCGAGCAUCAAACGCUACGGCCUAGGCUCCCACCGCGGACGUCUCAACAUACAGUCAGGGAUCUACGACGAUGAUUUUUAUGAUGGCGGUUGGUGCGCAGGGGAAGAGAACAAAAACCAGUGGUUUGAAGUGGAUGCCCGAAGACUCACCCGCUUCACCGGAGUCAUCAUUCAGGGCAAGAACUCCAUCUGGACCGAUGACUGGGUGACCUCUUACAAAGUCCAGGUCAGCAACGACACCCACACGUGGAAAACGUGCAAGAAUGGGACGGAGGACGUGAUCUUUAAUGCCAAUAAAGACCCCGAGACCCCCGUGCUGAACCACCUGCCCACUCCCAUGGUGGGGCGCUACAUCAGGAUCAACCCCCAGACCUGGUUUGAGAACGGAACCAUCUGCCUGCGGGCUGAGAUCCUCGGGUGCCCCCUGCCAGACCCUAACACGGUGUUUUUGUGGGAGCAUGAACCCCAACCCACAGACAAACUGGACUUCAAACAUCACAACUACAAGGAGAUGAGGAAGCUGAUGAAGGCGGUGAAUGAGGAAUGUCCAAAUAUCACGCGCAUUUACAGUAUUGGCAAGAGCUACCUGGGCCUGAAGAUGUACGCCAUGGAGAUCUCGGACAACCCGGGACAACAUGAACUAGGAGAGCCGGAGUUCCGCUACGUGGCCGGGAUGCAUGGAAAUGAAGUGGUUGGGCGGGAGUUGAUGCUGAACCUGAUGCAGUACAUGUGCCAGGAAUAUAAGAAAGGCAAUCCCCGCGUCCUCAGACUGGUGACGGAGACCCGCAUCCACCUCCUGCCCUCCAUGAACCCCGAUGGAUACGAGCAGGCGUAUAAACUGGGCUCCGAGCUGUCUGGAUGGGGCAUCGGCCGUUGGACGUACCAAGGCAUUGACCUUAACCACAACUUUGCGGAUCUCAACACUCCCCUGUGGGAAGCAGAGGAUAAGGAAGAAGUCCCUGAACGUUUCCCAAACCAUUAUAUUCCAAUUCCUGAAUAUUACACUCUGGCCAAUGAAACGGUUGCUCCAGAAACUCGCGCAGUAAUUGACUGGAUGCAGAAGAUUCCCUUUGUCCUCAGCGCCAACCUUCACGGUGGAGAGCUGGUGGUUUCAUACCCUUUCGACAUGGCUCGUUCUUAUUGGAUGGCCAAAGAGUUGACCCCGACACCCGAUGACUCCAUGUUCAGAUGGCUGUCCACUGUCUAUGCCACCAGUCACCGCAUCAUGGCGGAUGACAACCGCAGGAUCUGCCACUACGACAACUUCAUGAGGCAUGGAAACAUCAUCAACGGAGCAAACUGGCACACUGUGUCUGGAAGCAUGAAUGAUUUCAGCUACCUGCACACCAACUGCUUCGAGGUGACGGUGGAGCUUUCCUGCGAUAAAUUCCCACAUGAGGUGGAGCUACCAACGGAGUGGGAAAAUAACAAGGAGUCUCUUCUGAUCUUCAUGGAGCAGGUUCAUCGAGGUAUUAAAGGCGUGGUACGGGACAAAGACACGGGAGAAGGGAUUGCUGAGGCCACCAUUGUUGUGGACUAUCUGAACCACGACAUCCGCACGGCACCAGAUGGGGAUUACUGGCGCCUUCUCAACCCAGGUGAAUAUGAAGUCACAGCCAAGGCUGAGGGCUACCAUCCAUCAACCAAGUCAUGUCGUGUGUCCUAUGAAGACCGUCCGACAAUCUGCGACUUUUACAUCUCCAAAACUCCCAAGCGGCGCCUGAAGGAACUUCUGGCCAAGGGGGGGAAGCUCCCCAAAGAGCUCAUGCUACGACUGCGCCAGCUGAGACUCCGCAAGCUAAAGUCCCUGAGCCCCAAGCGAGUGUAAAGAGGAGGCCAGCGGACCACGGCCAUGGAGUCUGGACUCAAGCAACUCAAAAGACCACUGUAUUCCAUCUAUAUCACCGUUCAUGGAAGACUGGAACGUUACGCAUCGGGAACAGUAUAGUCCUAUUGUUUAGCGGAGACGCCAUAAUAUAUAAUUAGGUGCUAAACAGCUUUACCCUAUGAACCCUCUGAUCUAGUGUAUUCAAAUCGG